Messenger RNA from Harpegnathos saltator (Jerdon's jumping ant), 1906 nucleotides. RefSeq names its product N(4)-(Beta-N-acetylglucosaminyl)-L-asparaginase. The record is from RefSeq and is a predicted model, not a curated record. NCBI's taxonomy places the organism in Eukaryota, Metazoa, Arthropoda, Insecta, Hymenoptera, Formicidae. Gene Ontology annotation, cellular component: cytoplasm; lysosome. The transcript has 5 exons. Gene Ontology annotation, molecular function: N4-(beta-N-acetylglucosaminyl)-L-asparaginase activity. Gene Ontology annotation, biological process: protein deglycosylation. The coding region runs from base 726 to 1796 and encodes 356 amino acids.
UAUACUCCUAUUAACAAUACAAUUGACAUUUUUGUAUUUCUUAUAAAACGUGCAAUAAUGAUUAAAACGUAUGAAUGUCCAAAGAGAUUCUCAAGCUGACACAUCUUUUGGCUUUAAGUCAAUUCGCAAUUGCAUGGAUCGAAUAUGGGUUAAAUUUUGGUUAUUAGUCUAGUAACUCAACAGAGAAUUCAUGACAUCAUUAAUUAACACCGGGUGAAUUAAAAUCCGUAGCACUCGAAUAUGCUAUAAGACUAACUGAUAAACCACUAAUUCCAGGUCAUUCGAAGAAAAAAAAAUAUGCUAUAUGUAAAUAAUGUCCGCGAUUUUUUUUAAGAAUAAUACUUUAUUGUAUUUGAAUAGCAAUGUAUUGACAAUUACUAUAAUUAUUUGUGUAAUGAAAAAUGCAUCAUAAUACUGCAUAAUUGCAUAGAAUUAUUUUAUUCUAUAACACUUACCAGCAAAAUAUAUUAUGAACUAGAAUCCAAUAUUUUAAUCAUGAUUUUGCCUAGAAAAUUAUAAAUUAUAAUUCUGCUAGCAGUAAUAACAGACUAUUGCAAUAAGACUGUUGUAUCCUACAAUAGAAAUAUCUUUGAGUAAAUAUAGAUACUUUCAACUUAUCAGAGAUAAGUCUCCCCACAUUAUCAAAAUUAUCCUCCUACUUUUUUUCAGUGCAAAGUUCGCAUUGCUCAAGACCUUAUUCAGCAUCUCUAGGAGCUACAGUUAACAUGAAAUUUAUCUACUUUAAAGUCCUUUUAGUUUUACAAAUUUGUUUGUCUGUAAAAACAAUUGAUGGAUAUACUAAUGCCUUAAAUAACAGUUUUCCUGUCAUAGUGAUUACAUGGGAUUACAAGGAAGCUACAGAGAAAGCAUGGAAUGUGAUUCAUAAUAAAAAAGGAAGUGCUUUGGAUGCUAUAGAAGAAGGCUGUUCUCUGUGUGAAGAGCUACAAUGUAGGAAAACUGUAGGUUUUGGUGGUAGUCCAGAUGAAGCUGGAGAAACUACAUUGGAUGCUAUGAUUAUGGAUGGAGUGACAAUGGAUAUAGGUGGAGUAGGAGGCUUGAGGAAUGUGAAGAGUGCCAUUUCAGUAGCUCGUAAAAUAUUGGAAAAUACCAAGCAUUCUUUGCUAGGUGGCGACUUAGCUACUGACUUUGCCUUGAAGAUGGGAUUUAAGAAGGAAUCUUUAGAAACUGACGAGUCUAAGGACAUGUGGCUGCAAUGGAAGUCAAAGAAUUGUCAACCCAAUUUCUGGAAGAAUGUGUUGCCAAAUCCUACAAAGAAUUGCGGACCGUAUCAUCCAGUAAGCAACAUGGAACACAAUAGCAAUAAUGAUGAAGAUUUGGUAAUUGGAAGUGAAGAAAAUCAUGAUACAAUUGGCAUGCUGGCAAUCGAUUCAGAAGGGCGUAUCGCAGCCGGUACUUCAACGAAUGGCGCUAGAAAUAAAAUACCUGGUCGUAUCGGGGAUUCUCCUAUUGCUGGCGCUGGUGCUUAUGCCGAUCAAGAAAUCGGCGCGGCAGCUGGCACCGGUGAUGGGGAUAUUAUGAUGCGAUUUUUGCCAAGUUUCUUGGCCGUAGAGAAGAUGCGUUAUGGUGCAACCCCAACUAUAGCUGCUCGAGCAGCGAUUAACAGAAUUGCUCAACAUUAUCCCACUUUUUUUGGCGGAGUUAUUGCGUUGAAUAAAAAUGGAGAAUAUGGUGCAGCAUGUAAUGGAAUGCCCCUAUUUCCAUUUUAUGUUGCGAAUUCUGCCUCGGAACUGAAAUUGCUCCGAGUGGAGUGUAGUAACUACUCACGAGAGGAAUAAUACAAAUUGUUCAUAUUAAAUAACGAAUUGUCUAUUCGUUUAAUAGAUGAAAUAAAUAAGACUAUGUAAAUCAUAUAAAAUGUCUGAAACAAAAUAAAUAAUAAUGUAUA